UCUUAAUGCGGCCUCCUCAUCUUCGUUCUUCACUCAUCCCCUCGCGCGAUCAAGGAGCAGCACUGCAAACCCUAAUCUCUCUCUCCUACGCGCCGUCGGAACCACGCCUCUGUCGCCGGAUCCCAGUAAUUCGUCGCCGAGGUCCUGAUUCCGUGGCCUCUUCUAGGGUUCGGAGAUGGGUGACCACAUGACCGUCUUCCGCUCGCUUUGCGAGCUCUUCCCUCAGGUUGAUCCUCGAAUGCUGAAGGCUGUUGCAAUAGAGCACCAUAAUGAUGCUGAUUCCGCCGUGGUUGCUGUCCUUGAUGAAGUCAUGCCAUCUUCAGUUGGAAUUUCUAGCGUUGACCAUGAAUCCGUCAUUUUUAAUGAUGACCUAGUCAGAAAUUUUUCUGCUCAUGGUGCGCGUGAAACAGGAAGUUCAUCAUCUGCUGGUUCAAUCGGGACCUCUAGCCUCCAUCAUGGACCUGGGGUAAUUGUGGAUGACCUUGUCAGAAAUUUAUCCGCUAAUCAUUCUGUGCGUGAGGUGGGAAGUUCAUCAGCUGCUGGGUAUAAUGUGCGGGAUGAAGCUAACGGAAGUGUUGAUUCUGCACGAUGCACAUCUUCUACAGAGUUCAUAAUGCAAGAAAAUGUAGUGGGUGAACGAGAUGUGACUCCAUCAUUCCAAGUGAUGAGCAAGCAACUAGAUUUCCCUUUCUAUUCUGCCCCUGAACUUAAUGAUAAAUCGCGUGAUUUGACCCUUGAAGAUCAUUUGGAAUCCUGUUAUACGAGUAACUUAGAUCAUUCAGACAGUGGAGUUGGCAAUGGUGGAUCUUUCUCAAGUGAAUAUAUUGUUCAACCACUCAUGCGGGAAAAUGGGAAUGACAGCAUAGAUCUUAAUGUUGCACAAGUCCAAGAGCAAGAUUUGGACAUUGCAGUCCCAGUUGGGGAUUAUAUUUCCCAGGAUAGUUCUUUGAAGUUUCCUUGUAAUUAUUUGGAAGUGGGUUACAACACUUCUGCUCCUGUUCCCAACAGUGAAGUCUCACCUGAGUUGCUGUGUACUGAAAAAGACGCUUUUGCAUCUGCUCUGGAUUUUCCUAUAUCAGACAUCAAAGAAUCAUUUGUUGGGUCUUCUGCAGUCUUAGUACAGAAGGAUGAAAACAGUGCCAACAUUGAUUACAACACACAACAGUCAGGAGAUAUAAUUGAGCAUGGCGACACAUUCUUGUCUUCUCAAAGUGAUCUGAUUCCUGAUCUCAAUUCUAAUCACUUCGUCUCAAUGGCUUCAACUCAUUCAAGCCAGUCUGUUAGUAUUGAGUCACUUGAGGAUUCCAUUGCUGAUGCGAAAAACAAGAAGAACGAUCUGUUACCCUCUCUUCAGCUGGUUACGAAGAUGAUAGAGGAUGUAGAACUUCUUGAAGAAAAGGCUGAAGUGGCCAAGCGUGAAUCAUCUACUUCUGGUGCAAGCAUCCUCACCAAAGUUGAGGAGCUCAAAGAGAUGUUGAAUCAUGCAAAAGAAGCAAACGAUAUGCAUGCUGGUGAGGUUUACGGUGAGAGAUCUAUUUUGACCACGGAGGCACGGGAGCUCCAAUCUCGACUUCAGAGGCUGUCAGAAGAGAGGAAUAAUUAUCUAGAUGUAAUUGAAGAGAUACGGCAAACUCUUGAGGAAAGAUUGGCUGCUGCACAACUGGAAUAUGAAGCUGCUGAGAAGGAAAAGGUUAAAAAGGAAGCUUCUGCUCAGGCACUGCUUAGCAAACAGGAAAAGGAGAUGAAUUCCAUCGUUGAAGAAUCAAGAAAGUUGCAGAAAGAAGCUGAGGAGAAUUUGAAGCUGAAGGAUUUCUUGGUUGAGCGGGGUCGAAUUGUGGAUACACUGCAAGGUGAGAUGGCUGUUAUCUGUGAGGAUGUAUCACAACUGAAGCGAAUAGUGGAUGAGCGCCUAUCAUGGAGCAAGUUACAGCGAUCAACAAUUUCAAGCCUCUCUUCUUCGCUGCAUUCUUCACUUCACAGGAGUGGGAGUUCCUCAGAUAGGACUAUUGGAGCAGUUGAGGCUACAGAUAAACAUACAGUCGCUGAAGGUGCAAGGCCAGGUGUUGAAGACCCGGAUGUGGACGAGAGAAUGGUUGAAAUGUUAGAUGGCUGCGAUAAUGAAAGUGCAAGUUGGGUGGUUGAAGACGAUAGCAAGCAUAGGGGUUCCAACGAGGAUGGCUGGGAGAUUCUGAACUGAAGAUGCCUGAAGAUUGGCCGAUUGCAUGAGGAUCUCAAUAAAAAUAGCAAAUCAGGGAUAAUAGUCAUUUAAUAAACGGUCCAUCGGCCUUUGUUUUGGAGCAAAUGUAGCAGGCUUUACUAUUCUGGCACUCGUCAGACUGGCAGUUGCCCUUUUUGUGAAGCCAUGGCGGCAGUAUUUGAGAUGAGUGCAAAUUGGGCUGACAUGAUAUGUGUAUAUACCGUGCUUCAGCUUAUAAUAUAUAAAAUUGAUGGUUACGGUGCCA
Molecule: messenger RNA, 2462 nt
Organism: Lolium rigidum
Lineage: Eukaryota; Viridiplantae; Streptophyta; Magnoliopsida; Poales; Poaceae
Exons: 9
Coding region: 176-2197 (673 amino acids)
Molecular function (GO): ubiquitin binding
Source: RefSeq, a predicted model, not a curated record